AUGGACGUGAGCUUCGUGAUUGAACUGACGGAUCCCCUCAUGGCGAUCCUUGUAUGCCGCUUUCUCCUCGCCCUCCAGCACGCGAACCAAGCCGCGCUCGAUCGAGACACCCUACGUACAACGCAUACAUUCGGGGAGGAGCGUACGGGCCAAGACACACUGCGGUUCGCGUCGGCUGUUAUAGGGUCUAUCGGUGAAUCUCUCGAAGGCCUAGAAAUCGAUGAUCCUAUCGGGGACGACAGCGCAGAACAGCCGAAGGAGAUGAUCGACACAGAUGUUUCUCUGGCAAAGGACGCGUCCCCGGAGGCUCUGGUGUAUGAUGAAGUCACGUCGGAGGAACACGAAGUGCCAGCGGCAAGCGGGUCCGGCCCCUCAAAGACGAUGGUGUAA
Trametes versicolor FP-101664 SS1 is the source of this 390-nucleotide messenger RNA. RefSeq lists its product as uncharacterized. The record is from RefSeq and is a predicted model, not a curated record. The transcript is spliced from 2 exons. Bases 1 to 390 code for a protein of 129 amino acids. NCBI's taxonomy places the organism in Eukaryota, Fungi, Basidiomycota, Agaricomycetes, Polyporales, Polyporaceae.